AUGGCAGGAGUCAACGGCGGUAAGCGCACACUUCCGUCUUCAUUCCUUCCUUCUCAGUCCCCGGAAGGAAGAUCUGGAAGUAGACGGCGUCUUACACCACCCAACACGCAGAGUGAAGGGUCGACCAUCAACUGGUCUUCAAGCCCCCCACGGUCGCUGCUAAAACGAGCAAAUGAGAAAUACCAGGAGUCCACCUCAACUCUGAGGGACUGUGAGGAUGAUGGCCGGGAUACCCCGAGGCUGUUCCAGUCAGAACCCAUCCGCACCGAACUCACCACAACAAUGGAGUCUUUUCCAUUUGAGCAAGACCAGAGUGUUUACACAUCUCAACACCCUCUCGUUCAUCGUGUACGCAGCCUUCUUCGCUCACGGGCUGUAGGAUGUGCGCUUUGUGCUUUCUAUGAAUGGGGUCCAAUUGUCAAUACACAUAAGCUCAAACGCUGUUCACAUCGCGAUGAAGCCAGCGAAGCGCGCCCUUGGCUCGAGAUGUUUCGAAGGUACCAAGCAUGUGGCGGCGGACCAGGAGCUCGAUGCGCCCACUGUCGAUUCCCGGUUAUGCUAUGUUCGCGGACCGUAUACCGCGAGAAAAUGGAUCUAAAGUAUGGCAGCGAAGCGGGAGGCCCUUGA
This is a messenger RNA of Fusarium poae, 627 nucleotides long. RefSeq lists its product as uncharacterized. The transcript has a single exon. Bases 1 to 627 code for a protein of 208 amino acids. The record is from RefSeq and is a predicted model, not a curated record. NCBI's taxonomy places the organism in Eukaryota, Fungi, Ascomycota, Sordariomycetes, Hypocreales, Nectriaceae.